AACGAAGUACGCGAUCUGUCAAGGUGACACGUAAUAAAAUAAAUUAGGUUAGAAAAAAUUAAUUUGACUGAAAUUUUUUAUCUUUUAAUAAUUUUCAACUUUGAUACAAUAAAACAGCGGUAAAUAAAAAUAUUUGUGACUUACCUUCGUUGUAUUCAGCGUCGCAUCUUCUAGACUUUUUGUGGGAAUAGGAAAGUAUCCUUUUACAAAAAAGUCGUAAACAGUUCGUAUGAAUUCUCCAGUUUUCUAAAAUUAUGGACAUUUUUGUAAUCAGUGUUUUGUAUUAUCGUGUCACAAAGUGAGUGACAUUGCUUGCGUGUCCUAAUUCUGCAAAAAUUAUACUACAUCCCCAUACCAAGGAUUUUGGACAAUUAAACUUUUAAUUUUGAAGAAAUGAAUGUUUGUGAAGUGGAAAAUGACACGAUAACAGACUAAUCUCAGAAAACUGCCAUAAAAAAUUGUGGGGUAGGCGGUGAAUUCGAUUAGCUUUUGUAAAUAAUUGACGUCGAAAAAUUUUCAUUGUCUUCAAUAAAAAAAUUAAUUAUUUUAUUCACUAAAAGAACAAAUUUCAUCAAAUAUCAUGGAACCUGUGGAAAAAGUGUAUCCCAGUAUUGAGGAAUUGGGUAACGUGAAUAAAAAAGAGUGUCCUGAAUGCUCAGCAUUAUUUAACUCUGACUCUAAUCUGAAACUACAUUUAGUCAAGACUCACAAGAAAUCAAAGCUUUUGGAACCUGUUAAUACUAACAAAAUUUUUUACUGCCCUAUAACUACUUGCUCUUACAACAACACGUCGCAUUUCAAGCAAUUGAAGCCCUUGAAGCAGCAUUUUUUAAAAGUUCAUUCUGACAAGAAUUUCGUUUGCAAGUUGUGUCAGAAAGGCUUCGCCACUGAAUCAUCCAGAGACAGACACACUGAAUAUUGUGAUGUUAUUUUCAAAUGUUGCGACUGCGACAUGUUUUACUCGUGUUAUGAAACGUUAAAAACACACAGUCGGCGUAAAAAACACGACAUUCUUGAAAAAGUCGCCUAUAAAACGUCAGUAACUCCAACUGUGAAAAAUCCAAAGAGUGACAACUCUUUGGUCUCGAACAAAUUUAAACUUAUUCUUCUCAAGCCAUCCAACAGCACUGGAAUGAUUAACACUAGUGAUACUUCCGAACAAAGUGUCCAAACUGAUAAAUCCAACAACAGUCAAGAAACGCAGACGUUCCUAGCGACUAGAAUGCCACAAUUCACAGUUGAAACGCAAACCAUUGGGGAUUAUUUCACUAAGAGGCCCGAUAAUCUCAACACAAAUUUGAAAAGUAUCAAAACUCAAACCAUCACCCCCGUCCCUAAGACGUCUUCCUGCAACACUUCGUUCCUUUUGGACGAUUUUGUACUGAAUGUGAUGGACGAUGUGCAGAGAAGUUCCUCUAGUACUCAAACAAACAUUUGCGAAGAGUCUGAUGAAGACAUCUACUCUGCCUCAACAAGCACACAUGACUCCAUCCAUACGGACACUUCAGAUUUGUUGAAGGACACUUUUGACUUGAAUUACUUUAAUAUGGAGACUCAGACCGACUUUGAUGAAUUGUUCAAUUACUGUGAUGACUACAGCAAUAUGUACACACAGACUUGCCAGGAGUUAUGGUUGGGAGAAAUUGGACUGAAUGACACACACACGCAAACUGUUAUUGACGACGUUCUUAAAUCGGUUGAAAGCCAAACUGUUAUGUCCCAAUUUAAAAUCCCGCCAACGAGCUGUAAGGACAAUGUGACCCAUAUGGAAACCCAGACUGACAUGCACUUUAAACAAAUGCUGGAGGAAAUAAAUGCCUGACUAUAAUGGAAAUAUCUUUGGUUUUGUUAAAGCAGGAAAUUCUGAACUCGCCUUGAAAAUUGUUUGAUUUUUACAAAUUCAAUAUUUUUGUUCAAUUGGUACAUUUUUAACGGAGAGUAAUUUAAUAAAUUUUUAUAUCUA
Molecule: messenger RNA, 1963 nt
Organism: Tribolium madens (black flour beetle)
Lineage: Eukaryota; Metazoa; Arthropoda; Insecta; Coleoptera; Tenebrionidae
Gene: Asciz
Product: ATM interactor
Exons: 3
Coding region: 581-1822 (413 amino acids)
Biological process (GO): regulation of transcription by RNA polymerase II
Cellular component (GO): nucleus
Molecular function (GO): transcription cis-regulatory region binding; DNA-binding transcription factor activity, RNA polymerase II-specific
Source: RefSeq, a predicted model, not a curated record